Sphenostylis stenocarpa is the source of this 1749-nucleotide messenger RNA. The record is from the annotation of a GenBank genome assembly. Lineage: Eukaryota; Viridiplantae; Streptophyta; Magnoliopsida; Fabales; Fabaceae.
AUGGUGCUCUUCAAGGUCUCACGCGUGGACACCACUCCCUUCGAUGGCCAGAAGCCUGGAACCUCUGGUCUCCGCAAGAAGGUGAAAGUGUUUGUGCAACCUCAUUACCUCCAUAACUUUGUUCAGGCAACGUUCAAUGCACUAACUGAGGAAAAAGUUAGAGGUGCAACACUAGUUGUAUCUGGUGAUGGUCGUUAUUUUUCAAAGGAAGCUAUUCAGAUUAUAACCAAAAUGUCAGCAGCAAAUGGUGUAAGGCGUGUUUGGAUUGGUCAAAAUGGAUUGCUUUCAACUCCUGCUGUAUCUGCUGUCAUACGUGAAAGAGUUGGAGCUGACGGAUCCAAGGCAACAGGUGCAUUCAUCCUGACAGCAAGUCACAAUCCUGGUGGUCCUAAUGAGGAUUUUGGGAUUAAAUAUAAUAUGGAAAAUGGUGGACCUGCACCGGAGGGAAUUACUAACAAGAUAUAUGAAUACACGACAACAAUUAAAGAGUACCUGAUUGCCGCAGAUCUUCCAGAUGUUGAUAUUAGCACAACAGGUGUUACAAACUUUACAGGCCCUGAAGGACCAUUUGAUGUUGAGGUUUUCGAUUCAGCAAGUGAUUAUAUCAAAUUGAUGAAGUCAAUAUUUGAUUUUGAAUCUAUCAGGAAACUGCUGACGUCUCCCAAAUUUACUUUCUGUUAUGAUGCACUUCAUGGGGUUGCUGGAGCAUAUGCGAAGAGUAUUUUUGUGGACGAGCUUGGGGCUCAAGAAAGAUCUUUACUGAAUUGUACCCCAAAGGAAGACUUCGGAGGAGGACAUCCAGACCCUAAUUUGACAUAUGCAAAAGAGUUGGUUGCUCGUCUGGGAUUAGGCAAAUCAGAACCGCAAGACGAGCCCCCAGAGUUUGGUGCUGCUGCUGAUGGUGAUGCAGAUCGCAACAUGAUACUUGGUAAAAGGUUUUUUGUCACUCCUUCAGAUUCCGUGGCCAUUAUUGCUGCAAAUGCUGUUGAAGCUAUUCCAUACUUUUCUUCUGGUUUAAAGGGUGUUGCCAGGAGCAUGCCAACCUCUGCUGCCCUGGAUGUAGUAGCCAAACAUCUGAAUUUGAAAUUUUUUGAGGUCCCCACAGGUUGGAAGUUCUUUGGUAAUUUAAUGGAUGCUGGAUUAUGUUCAGUAUGUGGCGAAGAAAGUUUUGGGACUGGUUCUGAUCAUAUUCGUGAGAAAGAUGGAAUUUGGGCAGUUUUGGCCUGGCUAUCUAUACUUGCAUAUAAAAACAAAGAUAAACUUGAAGAUAAGCUUGUCACUGUUGAGGACAUAGUUCGCCAGCAUUGGGCUACUUAUGGGCGCCAUUAUUAUACUCGAUAUGACUACGAAAACGUGGAUGCAGGUGCAGCAAAGGAACUGAUGGCGUAUUUGGUCAAGCUGCAGUCCUCUCUUUCAGAAGUCAAUGAGAUUAUUAAGGGCGUAAGGUCAGAUGUUUCGAAUGUUGUCCACGCUGAUGAAUUCGAGUAUAAAGACCCUGUGGAUGGUUCCGUCUCAUCACAUCAGGGAAUCCGAUACUUAUUUGAGGAUGGUUCGCGAUUGAUUUUCCGUCUCUCUGGAACUGGAUCAGAAGGUGCAACUAUUCGACUAUACAUUGAGCAAUAUGAGAAGGAUCCAUCAAAGAUUGGGAGACUUUCAAAUGAAGCACUUGCUCCUCUUGUGGAAGUUGCAUUGAAACUUUCAAAAAUGGAGGAAUUCACUGGUCGAUCUGCACCAACAGUCAUUACAUGA